ACACCAAAAUAGUCCUUGCAGAGGAUAUAUAGGGACCCAGUCUCGCCGUUCAGCAAGCACUUAGAAAGUACUUGACUUCUUCACACAAGUCUGCGUAGCUGAUACUAGAGCAGAAGCAAAGAUUUAAUUUUCUUCAAGAAGAAACUAAUUUUUGUUGUUUUUUUUAAAUCUUCAGAAGAAAAACAGAUGAUUUUGAGAAAAGCACACUGGAGAUAAUUCAAAUGAAUAAUCCACUCAGGUUGUUCCAGAUAUAAAUAUAUUUUAUUUCCCCCACCCCAACACGUGAAACAGUAGAGGAAAUCAUCUUUUACUGAAGGAGAAGAACAGGUUGAAUACAUAGGUGUAUUGCAGAAUUGGCAUACUUUUCCUUGAGGGAGACGCAACCGUUUUCAGUAUGAAGUAUUACUAUCAAUACCCAGUGUCGCAGUACAACACUGCAGUCCCUGUGAAGCCAGCCAGGACAGUACGCUUCCCCAAUGACAUCGUCUUUCAGGACCACAUCAGACAAGGGGACCUGGAGCAGGUUGGGAGGUUCAUCAGGGCCAGGAAAGUGACACUGGAUACCAUCUACCUGUCAGGCAUGGCAGCGCUGCAUGAGGCUGUGCUGUCAGGGAACCUUGAGUGUGUGAAGCUGCUGGUGAAAUAUGGUGCUGAUAUUCACCAGAAAGACGAGAACGGCUGGACUCCGCUGCACAUGGCCUGCAGUGAUGGCUACCCUCACAUCGCGAGAUACCUCAUCUCUCUGGGUGCCAAAGUAGAUGCAGUGAAUGAAGGCGGUGAAAAACCAGCUGACCUCAUCGACCCUGACAGCAAAGAACUGGUCAUGCUCUUCAAAGGUUUAGGCGUGGCCUGAAUGACAAGCUCCUGUUGGAUAGACGGUUAACUGAAAAGGACUCUACUUGUGUCUGCCCUUUUGACACUAAGGUGACAGAAAAAGGGACACAUUGCAGUAUGUCCUCUCAGACUCCCCUUCCCCAUUAGGGCAUAUCGGGUGCUCUGCCAUUGGUUUACUUGUGGGAGAAGCGGAAGCUGAAACUGAUUGAUGAUUGGCUGGCUGUGCCAAUCACAGCAUCCACUUCUGAGCUAGCUGUUUGUGUUGCAAGAUAAGGAUGCAAAAAAGAGUAUUUUUUAUAUUAAAAAAGGAUGACCGAGGCACUUCUUCUGCACCAAGCUAGUAACAGACUAGAAAUAGAGAUAUGUGCUUGAUAUACAGAAGAUACUGCCAUGCAUGUUACCACUGUAUCUUGCUUUGUUAUUAUUAUUUAUUUCUUAGCAGAUGCCCUUAUCCAGGGCGACUUACAAUUGUUACAAGAGAUCCAAUUUUUUUUUUUUUACAUACAAUUACCCAUUUAUACAGUUGGGUUUUUACUGGAGCUAUCUAGGUACAGCAGCAGUGUCCCCAACUGGGGUUUGAACCCACAACCCUCCAGUCAAGAGUCCAGAGCCCUAACCACUACUCCACACUGCUUUGUAUAGCAAAAUGCCAGCCACUUGUUUUUACUGCAUACCAGGUAAAUCCCCCAUUGACCCCUGUCGUCAAGGUGUUUACAGGCUCAAACAGGAUCACAUGAAGGUCAAUUUCCCUAUGAACAGCAUGUCCAAACUUGCUUUCAAUUCAUUUUGCACUUGCAGCCCUGUGUAUUGCACUUUCCGUAUAUCAAUAUAUGCACUAUUUGUAAUGCUGGUCAACAAAAUCUAUAAUUUGGUCACUAAUUGACUAAUGUAGACCUUAUUGUGCACAUUUGUCAAUGUAUAGUAUUUUAUAUGCACCCAGUGUCUGAUGUUAAGUGUCUGAUUACAAACUACAGGAUCAACUAACAACUCAGGCACUUAAAUAGGUACACAUAAUAAUAGUUUAACUGACAGUCUCUUUGAGUUCUGCUGGUCUUCAGCCAAUCACAGCAGACAUUAUUCUUCCAAUUGACCACCAAAGGAGGAUUUCAGAUUUUUUUAAUAGAUGCACAACCAGGAGACAGGAAAUGGCUAGCAACUUGAUCCAGAACACAAUGCUUGAAAUGGACAUCAACUAAAUACAAAUACUUUUUUAUUAUUUCAAUUAUGUCAAUGCCAGAUGUAUUAUCUAUCUUUAAACAUAUCCUUAAGUUUCAUACAAGUGAAGCUAUGAGCAGAUAUCAGCUGUCAGUAACAAUUAUGUUUUUAAAUGGACGUAUGUUGAAUUUGGUGUAUAUGAACAUCUUACUUUAUUAUUAUUAUUAUUAUUAUUUUUUUAAUUCUUGUGUCAAGUGGAAUAUCUUUUUUUCUUAAAUAAAGUUUUUUUAUUACAAU
This is a messenger RNA of Acipenser ruthenus (sterlet), 2286 nucleotides long. RefSeq names its product protein phosphatase 1 regulatory subunit 27-like. The coding region runs from base 395 to 853 and encodes 152 amino acids. NCBI's taxonomy places the organism in Eukaryota, Metazoa, Chordata, Actinopteri, Acipenseriformes, Acipenseridae. Gene Ontology annotation, molecular function: phosphatase binding. The transcript has 3 exons. The record is from RefSeq and is a predicted model, not a curated record.